AAGGAAACAAACAUCCACCCAGAGAGAGCUGGAGCUCACCAGAGGCAGAAAGGAUCUGAGUGACGAGGCCGAGGCCGAGGAAGGGGGAACUUAACCCAUCCGAACCACCCUCGAAACGGACAAGCACGCCAAACAAAGGCGAGAAAAAGACGUCCAGCAGGAACUGACAAAUCGCCCAUUUUUUCCCACAAACGUUGGUUGGCCCCCGACGCCUGGCGAGACACUCAUCGAAUUUCAUCAGCAAUGGCCCAAGAGACAAACCAGAGUCCGGUGCCCAUGCUGUGUGCCACAGGCUGUGGUUUCUAUGGCAACCCAAGAACCAAUGGAAUGUGCUCUGUAUGCUACAAGGAACACCUGACAAGGCAACAGAGCAGCGACCGGAUGAGCCCCCUUAGCCCUAUGGGCUCAACUUCUAGUCCUACCUCAGAGGUGUCUGCAAUCCAGAGACUAGAAGCUAGUCUAGCCAAGGUUGAUGCCCACCCUGCCUCCUCGCCAGACAUGUCUAGGUCGGUAUCAAGUGAUUUACUCUUACUGGAUGCUGCUCUCCUGCUUUUGCCUCAUGUUCCCUUUUUCCCCCACACCUACAGAACUAUUCAAGGAUCUCUUCCUGUGACUCAACAAAUGACCGAGAUGAGCAUCUCGACAGAGGACAAGCCUGAAUCCCUAGAAGCUGUUGUAAACCAGCCUGGUGCCUCGAGCGCAACUCCCAUAGCUUCUUCGAGCAGCGACGAGAGCAAGGAUGACUCGUCCAAACCGAAGAAGAACAGGUGCUUCAUGUGCCGCAAGAGGGUGGGUCUUACAGGAUUUGACUGUCGCUGUGGAAACCUCUUCUGUGGUAUCCACCGGUACUCUGACAAGCACAACUGUCCCUAUGACUACAAAGCCGAGGCGGCCGCCAAGAUUCGUAAGGAGAACCCCAUGGUGGUGGCUGACAAGAUCCAGAGAAUAUAGGUCAUGGUGCAAGUGGCAAUGAUGAAGAUAACACUUUUUGGAAAAAGACUCAAGUGUUUCACCUUUGGAAUUGAACACUGGCAUCCGUGGCCAAGUGAGGAUGGCAAGGACUCAAUUUACAAAAUUAAAACCUCAACAAGACAUUAAAAGAGAAUCCUGUCUGAGGGAGAUGCAUGAAUGAUCACUUUGCUCUCCUUUUGAUUAAUCCAUGUUGUUAGUUUUAUCAUAUUUUUUGUGGUGUGACUUUUUCUUCCCAGGAAUACAUAUUGUCUUAGAAAGGGCAGCCCGGAGUAAACUGCGCUCCCCUCACCUUAACCUAGUGUGCCAAACUGUAGACCACCCUUCCUUCUCACUCCCUGUCAAGCAUUAGGAACCACAUUGAGAAUUGAGACCCUGCUGGAGGAGCUGUCCCCCAAAAUGUUGCACAAGAAGUUCUGUUAGUUUGUCCCUCGUCUUCCCCGGCUUGACCUACCUCACAGCUGCUCUGUUAGCCUUCUUUUCUCUCUAACUGCGUGUGCUCUUCCGCUGUGACCUUGGCAGAGAAGCAGGGCACCUCUCUUUCGCCUAAGUGACCCCUCAGAUCAGCAUUCUUAUAUUGACUGUUUGGUUUGAUUGUGAUGAGGCUCGGUCUUGUUUCGUUGUGGAGGUACAGUGCAGGGCAGGGACAAAUACACGUUCAUCUUUCCUGAAUUAAAACCUUAGCAGUGAGCAGGGUGAACGAGCUUGUACGUGAGUGACAGGCUGGAAGGAAGGGUGGAUGCCUCACAGAUAAAUCUUGGCUACAAGGAAUGGAAUUUAGGCAUGAAUUUUUCUUCGUCUACAGGAGCGUUUUUAGAAAAUAUGGCCACAAUCUAGUUGGUUUGCAGGCAUUUUUACUUGCUGAGACAAUUAUGUUUAUUUUUGCCCCCACCCAUGCAUCCUUCCACAUACUGAUAUUGUUCUGAUGUUGGCACAUGUAUGCAAUGCAUAUCUGCAGUUAGAAUAUGUGAACCAUGAUUUUGUCUUUGGUUUUUAUUCAUUUUAAGUGUGCUAACCGAACAUUCAUGUGAGCACAGCGUGCGUGCACGCAGAAACAAGGUUUAUCAGCACAUGUUUACAGAAAACUACAGGAGCAUGCCAGUGGUAGAUUUAAAUGAAAUAAAAUAUACUAGACUACCACAGUUAUUUGUAGCGCGUGAGUGUGUAUGCGAGCGUGUGUGUGCGUUAUUUUCAUGGUUGCCUGACUGUACGUACGAGUUGUUCAUGUUCCCAGUGUUUUUCAUUUAAGACAACUAAGUAUCCGUUUUGAUUUUUUUUCUCCCCGUUUCUGAUUCUUAGUUAUAUGCAAAUUUGUACAAAAAAAUGAAAAAACAACAAAACUGUUGAUAUUUAUGUAUUGCAUAUAAUCCUGCUCUCCAGCAUUACCACAGAAUAGUAUCUUGUAAAUAAAACUGUACAGAGAGACAUUAACAA
Messenger RNA from Hippocampus zosterae (dwarf seahorse), 2403 nucleotides. RefSeq names its product zinc finger, AN1-type domain 5a (gene zfand5a). The coding region runs from base 244 to 951 and encodes 235 amino acids. The record is from RefSeq and is a predicted model, not a curated record. The transcript is spliced from 5 exons. Lineage: Eukaryota; Metazoa; Chordata; Actinopteri; Syngnathiformes; Syngnathidae. Gene Ontology annotation, molecular function: DNA binding; zinc ion binding.